Molecule: messenger RNA, 264 nt
Organism: Penicillium mononematosum
Lineage: Eukaryota; Fungi; Ascomycota; Eurotiomycetes; Eurotiales; Aspergillaceae
Exons: 1
Coding region: 1-264 (87 amino acids)
Source: RefSeq, a predicted model, not a curated record
AUGUUAUUCUACAUUGCUGGGUUGGCUAUCACCUCUUUUAUGACGUACAAGUCCGAUAAAAACAAGCGUGAGGCACGAGCUGUGUUUAAUGAGACAGUAGCUACCAUAGAGAGAUGGGAACGCAAAAAUCAAGCUGAGCGUGCAGUGCUCCUUCAGCGUUUCGAAGCUCUCGAAGACCAACUCCAAGAACGGGCUAACCAAUCGGUUCUAUCUGAACUGGGAAGUAUCUGUGGAUCGGCAUUUGGCCGCUCCCGGGACAGGUGA